CAUUUAUAUUUCCCUGAAAAAUCAAUGAUCAGGUUAUUUUAAUUUCAGUUGUAUAUGGAGCACUUUUAAUAUAUUAUUUCCUAUCUGUAAUUGAAUCAUUAUAGAAGACAGAGUUAAGGUUUGUGAUUGUUUAUAAUUAUGGGAAUUUUUGGUACAAAGUGAAAUCAUGAAAAACCUCGGUAGGAAGUUUAUAUUAUAGUUAUAAUUUUAAUUAUUUUAAAGCAUGUAACUGCUUGAUGUUUAAAUCUAAAGAAAAUAUAACUAGAAAAAAAUCCAUGCAGACCAGGCAGCAGACGGGACUCGAACCCGCACCCUUCGCAAUCCGGGAGAAUGCACUGACCAAUUAUGCUACCGCGGCCCUCACGGACCGCGUCGAAAUUCUUCUAGCCAUUCUUAAGCUGCAAGGCAGCGCCAUCUCUUCGCAUUAUAGAAUGAAAUGACACAAUAUUUUAAACAAUUUGGUAUGGUUACAAAUGCAAGGGUGAUACGUUCCAAACGCACUGGUCAUUCUAAGGGUUUUGCAUUUGUAGAGUUUAGAGAUCCAGCUGUAGCUGAAAUAGUGGCAGAUACAAUGAAUAAUUAUUUGAUGGGAAAGAGAUUAAUUAAAGCUGUAUGUAUUCCCCCCGAGAAACAAAAACGUUUUGCACGGAGAAAACACUGGAAUGCAGUAAACAAUCCUUCCAAUAACAUGAGAAUUAAAAUGAAAAAGGAAUAUAAUACUGACCCAAACGAAGAAGGUGAACUAAAAAGGGCUAAAAAAAUGUUAUCUACGUUCCAUAAAAUGAAGAGGAAGUUAAGUACCUUCGGCAUAAAUUAUGACAUUUUCUCACCUGUAGAUGUGCCUGAAGAGUUAUCUCACCUUUUAGCGAAGCCAGAAGUAAAACAGGAGAAAGUAGAAGAAAAUAAGAAUGACAUUAAUAAAAUUUAUUUGGUUAAAGAGAAAAACAAAAAAGAAGAAAAAGGGUUAGAAACUCAAACUAAAAAAGAGAAUAAGAAAAGUAAAAAAAAUGCAAUGGUAAUAGUAGAAAAAAAAGUUUCUACAAGUAAUGAAACAGUUGCUGUGCAAAAAUCAAAAAAAGCGAAACAACUGAAGCUAAAAGCUGCAGAAUCAACGAUUUCCAAUAAGAAGCCUAAAAUUGGAAAUGAGGGAACAACCCCAAAAAAGAAGCGUAAAUUUGAAAAUGAGAGUAAGGUAAUAAGAAAACAGUUCAAAAAAAAGAAAUGA
Chilo suppressalis (striped riceborer) is the source of this 1225-nucleotide messenger RNA. The record is from the annotation of a GenBank genome assembly. Lineage: Eukaryota; Metazoa; Arthropoda; Insecta; Lepidoptera; Crambidae.